AUGUUUGCCAAUGCGAUCCGUUUUGUAUCCAAUACUAAAAAAAUAAAGCAUGAUUAUUAUAUAGAUAAGGAAAGUCCCAUUUAUGUAGGACCUUGGACAGUGUAUCCUGCUACAAAACGAGGUACCGAUAUUGAGGUAUCGGUCUUCUCUUUUGAAAAGCGAAUCCUAUCAACGAUCCUAAGAAAUGCGACCGUAAAUACUAGCUUGAAAGAAAAUUUUAUUCUUGAAGUUCUACGACGUGAUGUUAGUUCUCUAUCAAGGCUUCGUCACCCUUCACUUCUUCAGGUUGUGGAACCAUUAGAGGAAUCAAGGUCAAGACUAACAUUUGUAACCAAAAGAAUACAGUCGUCUCUUGCCGACGUUAUCUGUAUGUCUACCCCAAUUAGUGGUAAUUCAAGCGACGCCGAUAAUCCUUUUGCUUUGGAUGAAAUUGAAGUUCAAAAAGGUCUAUUGCAGAUUAUAAAUGGUAUCAUGUUUUUACAAGAUUCCGCAAAGAUAUUGCACCUAAAUAUACAACCACGUUCUGUUGUUAUCGAUUCAAAGGGUGACUGGAAACUUUGCGGCUUUGGUUUCUGUCAGUCACUUGAAUCCCCUCGUUAUGAGUUAAUGGAUUUCGACGUUUCGACUCCUUCUUCUUUGCAGCAAUGUUUGGAUUUUUUAGCUCCCGAGUACGUUUUGCAUGAAAUCGUUGGUCCUGAAAACGAUGUUUUUUCUCUUGGAUGUCUUGUUUAUGCAGUGUUUAAUAGAGGAAAAAGCGUAUUAAGUGCGAAGAACCAUCUCUUAACUUAUGAAAGGGAAGUUAAGAAUUUGAAUGAUCGGCUUAAUUUCUGUGUAGAGAAUAUCGAAUCGCAUUCCUUACGCUCUUUACUACUAAAAUUACUGUCUCCAAACCCGAAAAGUAGAGCAAAUGUUUUCUCUAUGGAAUCGGCAGAUUACUUCACGAAUGGAAGCAUAUCAGCAUUGAGGUUUUUAGAAGCUUUUCCCGAAAAAUUACAAUCCGAGAAGGUUGUUUUCCUUGAAUCUUUGGUAAACAAAUUCCCUGAGAUAAGUUAUCGGGUACAAUCGCAGAAGAUUUUGCCCACUCUUUUGGAUUUUUUGAACGAUCAAGAGAUAGUUGCACCCCUUCUGUCUUGCAUCUUCCAAAUAUCCAAAUCCCUUGAUCCUUCCUUGUUUAGCAAUAAAGUUUUUCCAAACCUCUUGCCUUUGCUUACUUCCUUCCCAAAAAAUCCCGAGAAACCUCUUUUAAUAAUUCUGCAAUCUAUCGACUGCUUCAAGGCCAAACUACCCCGCUCAACAUUUAAUGAGAAGGUGUUGCCUUUUGUUUAUGCAUGUCUUGAGCAACCUUAUGCAAAUAUUCAGUUAUCUGCCGUUGAGGUCUUCCAUUCUGUUUUAGAUAUGCUAGACCAAAAGAUUGUAAAAUCAGCGAUAUGUCCAAAAUUAUACCAAUGUUUUUCAGUCACCAAGCAAUUAGAAGUGAAGGUUUCUAUCUUGGAAUGCUUUCAUGUUUUUAUUGAUGCGAAGCUGCUGGACUCGUUUGCAAUUUUAGAGAAACUGUUACCUUUGCUAGAAAAAGUCAAGACACGGGUUUCUGCUGUAGUGAUGGCUAUGCUGAAAGUGUAUGUUGAUAUCGGACGAGUAAUUCCAGAGGAAUCUGUUCAUGAACUGGUAAUGCCGAGGCUUUGGGUAUUAAGUGCAUCAUCUGAAUUGAGCGUUCAAGAAUACACGCACUUUAUGAGGGAAAUUCGGAAGUUGAGUGACUAUAUUCAAACAGAACACAAAAAGAAGCUACGCUCUAGUCCCUCGUCUUCUCCUUAUGACCAUUCUAUAUAUAAUGCCAAGACUUUGAAUAAUCCAGUUGCUAAUAACCAGUCUUCCCGCAUGCAAGAACAAACUCUGCCUUCUACGCGGCCACCUUCAAAUAUGAAAACUUCGUCCUUUCCCUCACCUGCAACUUUAAAUAUGGCAGGUAAGAACCACACUUCUGCCGUGUCUUUUCCUCCCCUUGUACCUACCGAAAUGAAUGAAAGCGCUAUUCACCAAAAUGAUGCUAAGAAUGGUGACUCUCUUAGUGAUUUGGGGGCGUGGAAAAGUCUACUUUAA
Schizosaccharomyces osmophilus is the source of this 2100-nucleotide messenger RNA. It is a transcript of the gene ppk32, whose product is annotated as serine/threonine protein kinase Ppk32. NCBI's taxonomy places the organism in Eukaryota, Fungi, Ascomycota, Schizosaccharomycetes, Schizosaccharomycetales, Schizosaccharomycetaceae. The coding region runs from base 1 to 2100 and encodes 699 amino acids. The record is from RefSeq and is a predicted model, not a curated record. The transcript is spliced from 2 exons. Gene Ontology annotation, biological process: protein phosphorylation. Gene Ontology annotation, molecular function: ATP binding; protein kinase activity.